This is a messenger RNA of Colletotrichum karsti, 579 nucleotides long. RefSeq lists its product as uncharacterized. NCBI's taxonomy places the organism in Eukaryota, Fungi, Ascomycota, Sordariomycetes, Glomerellales, Glomerellaceae. The record is from RefSeq and is a predicted model, not a curated record. The transcript has a single exon. Bases 1 to 579 code for a protein of 192 amino acids.
AUGAGCAAGAUGGCAGACAACCUCAAUUCCAACGAUCUCUCCUCCCUCCUCGCCGACCUGGCGCUUCAGGACAGCCCGAAGCCCAGAAACCACGAGAAGCGGAGGGGCGUCCACACCCCGAACAAAGUCACCAAGAGGCGAAGUGCCGGGACCUACCUCCCCGCCGACAACACCAUCGCCAAGCACAUAACAAAGUACCUGAAAAUCGGCACCAGGGUCCACCCGGGAGACCCCAUGGACCUCGACGUCCCCGAGACCCGGUACGACUGCGUCCCCAUGGACAUCGACGAGCCGGAGCCCCGGGAGAUGAAUCUCGAGCGCGGGUCGUCGACCAUGUCGGAGACGAGAUCCGUCGAGGUCGAGAUGACGAACGGGGAGUCCACGGCGGGCGUCGUCGUCGUCCCCCCGGUCGGACCCCGUUCCGGUGCGAGAGAGGACGUCGUGGGGACCAUGUACGCGCGGUGGAAGGCGGACCCGCGGGUUAGACUGCAUCUGAUCCCGGGCGUGCAUCGCCAGUUGGAGAUGAGGAUGCGGCAGAUGGCGCGGUUUGAGCAGGCGUGUUUGGUUCGGGUUAAUUGA